AUGUCUCUUCCCAACAUUUGGCACCAUCGCAAGGUGGCCGAGACAGCAGCCCGCUCUUGCGAAAUCUGCUACAAACCAUCCUCUAGCGUGUUGAUUACUCCAGAUAACAAGGCAAGUAUAGAGCACGCCAAUGAUGAGGAGGAGGUUGCCUCAAGGAAAAAGAAAGAGGAACUAGACAAGGAGAUUGAAAAGGUGAAGCAGGAAUAUGAGGAGAAAAUGAAUCGUAAAAAACUAAAGGACAAGGAGAAAAAGGACGGCAUUGAAAAGGAAGAUAAGAAGGCGGAAAAGGAGAAGGAUGAUAAAAACAGCGGGGCUGAAACGCACAUGGAUGACACACCCCGCGUUUUUGCCCUCCACAAGAACUUCUACCAAAUGCGCAUUGACCGGAUUCGGAAAAAGGAAAUAGCCAGACGGAACACGGAGUGCUUGAAAAAUCCAGACCUGUUCCCAUCAACUCCGAAAACAGAUUUAUAG
This is a messenger RNA of Paracoccidioides brasiliensis Pb18, 474 nucleotides long. RefSeq lists its product as uncharacterized. Bases 1 to 474 code for a protein of 157 amino acids. The record is from RefSeq and is a predicted model, not a curated record. Gene Ontology annotation, biological process: vacuolar transport. The transcript is spliced from 4 exons. Gene Ontology annotation, cellular component: endosome.